AUGAACCGCAGCGACAUAUCCUCGAGUGACAUGGAGAAAAUCCACAACAUCAUCGAUGUCACGGGCAGAGUUCCGCCAGCCAACGAUCUCGAGAUUGCUGCGCGUGAUAUCCAAGGAUGGAAGUGGAUUACUGUCGUACUGGCGAUCCAGAGCUCGACCUUCCUCUUCGCAAUGGGCAACACCAUCACUGCAAGCUGCCAGGUUGAGAUCGUCCGAGGCUUUCAAGCUGUCAAUAAGCUAUCAUGGGUCGGUGUUGGGUUAGUUAUGAGAGCCUCCGCCACUGUGCUUCUUUGGGGGAAAAUAUUCUUCUACAUCAACACGAAAUGGACCUACAUCAUCAGCGUCGCGAUCUUCGAGAUCUGA
Messenger RNA from Penicillium soppii, 363 nucleotides. RefSeq names its product efflux pump antibiotic resistance protein. The record is from RefSeq and is a predicted model, not a curated record. The coding region runs from base 1 to 363 and encodes 120 amino acids. The transcript has a single exon. Gene Ontology annotation, biological process: transmembrane transport. Gene Ontology annotation, molecular function: transmembrane transporter activity. NCBI's taxonomy places the organism in Eukaryota, Fungi, Ascomycota, Eurotiomycetes, Eurotiales, Aspergillaceae.